UCUAAAUGUUAGCGACCAUAAAUUCUCAGGGGAAACGGAUACGGCCUCAUCGUCGACAGGGGGGCCUGUAUAAUCGGAAAUAGUAUUAAGAGAAAUUCCAAAUUCCAAAUUUCCAUCCCGGGUUUAAUUCCAAAUGUUCAUUAUAAACUUGGUAGAGGAUGUGACGCCGACUCCAAUAACUCAGACUCUUUAAACCCUUAUAAGAAUGAAUAUAUACCGACCUUCAUUUAAGAAGUCAUCAUCAUUAAAAAACACAUUAUUAUUAUAUUCCGUCAUCACGAGCAAACAUUCGAAACAUACCUCCUUUGUUUCACAAAUUCUAUCCCACCAUAAUAGAUCAAUUCUUGUAUAUAAUAGUACCUUUCAUUCGAGAGCUCAUAAUAUUUCACUCAAACAACAACACUAUUAUUCCACCAUGUCAUCCAAACUCAUCCCCUCCAAUCCCUCCGACGUAGCCGUAAUACGGCAUAUCACACCCAACAUCGUCACCGUAUCCGUGCCAUUCGCGCGAUUCGGCCUAAUCCGAGUCGGCGGGCGCGGCACCAUAAUACGUCUCACAUCCGGCACCCUAGCAGUAUUCUCCCCCGUAGCCCUAACACCGGAAACCCAAGCCAAAGUCAGCGAACUAGGCGGGAACGUGGGGUACAUCAUAGCCGGCGACAUCGAGCACCACAUCUUCCUCUCAGAAUGGUCACGCGCGUACCCCCAAGCUAAAAUCCUCGGGCCCAAGGGUCUACAGGAGAAACGCGCGAAGACGCAUGACGACCCCAAGAUCGGCGACGAGCCGUUCGCUUUCAUCUGGGACGCGAGUAACAAACGCGAAGUACGGGCUGUAAGCGACGAGUUCGCGGCCGAUUUCGAGGUGGAAUUCGUGGACGCGCAUCCGAAUCAGGAGGUUGUGUUGUUGUAUAAACCAGAUAAGGUGCUCAUACAGGCGGAUUUGUUGUUUAAUUUACCGGCGGUGGAGCAGUAUUCUCGUGUGCCGGAGGCGGAGAAGAACGCGCAUGGUUUUGUGAAUCGGAUUUUUGAGUCGAUUAAUAGUACCGCGGGCGAGGCGAAGGGGUUGAAGAGGUUCUUGUGGUAUGUGCUGAGCAAUGCGAAUAAGAACCGCGCGGGGUUCAAUGAGAGCGUGAAGAGGAUCGAGAGCUGGGAUUUCGAAACGAUUAUUCCGUGCCACGGGGAGACGAUUGAGGGAAAUGGGAAAGAGUUGUUUAGGAAGGUAUUCGAGUGGCAUUUGCAGGGUCAUAAGUGAGUGUGAGACUGUUGAGAGCGAGCCGUGCAUGUGUGUGAUGGGAUAUUACGGUGGUGGCUUGAUUAGGUCGGCGGCUAGGCUCACCGUGCCCUUAUACCGUCCACAGAUCGAUGUAGAGAGGAUAAUCGGAAUAGAUCGGGCAUGAUACCAGUGUAUAUUCAUACGAGAUUGUAUAAAUCCAAUCGCCAGAUAUUGCCUUGCGAUGCUCGAGACAUAAACAAUUGUCCUUGUGAAAUACCCCAUUCGUAAGAACCGAGACACUUUACACGGUACUCCCAACGCUUACUGUUGCUUGCUCGCACAAUGCCCUCUGUGUAACACGCCUCAUCGUCGCACAUUCUAGUGCAUUCCCUUUUUCCUCAAUGUAUUCUGUAACGUCCCCAUUUCAAUCUCACCCAGCACAACGUCUCUCAGGUCACUGUCAACAGUCGUACUUAACGUCAACACUUAUAGAAAACAAGGUGGUAAUGAUAAAUAUUAUUAAUUCUGUACACCGAAACUCCUUCCUUUUCGAUAUCCCCCCAUCCCCAGAAGCCAAGUUUUCGACCUCCGCUAUCUUUUAGUUCCGAAAGAUCGACCCCGAUCUGUACCUAGUUCCCUAUCCGUACAACCUAACGCCGGUGGUAAUUCUACGGAGAAAGAGAAGGAUUUAAGA
Molecule: messenger RNA, 1907 nt
Organism: Hypoxylon trugodes
Lineage: Eukaryota; Fungi; Ascomycota; Sordariomycetes; Xylariales; Hypoxylaceae
Exons: 2
Coding region: 206-1252 (348 amino acids)
Source: RefSeq, a predicted model, not a curated record